AUGAAACCAUAUCGUGAUAUUUCAAUGAAUACUACACAAACAAAUACAACUAAUGGCAAUAUAGAAGAUAAUCAAAAAGAAAAUAAUAAUUUAUAUUUAGAAAUUAUCAGACAACAACAAGAACUUGUUAAUAAAUUAUCUUUUAGUCAAAGGAAAUUUAUAAUCGAAGAUCGUGUAUUGAAAGCUAUUUCUGGUUUACGUCUAGCUAUUAUUAUUCCAAAAGAUAUUAAAUAUAAUAAAAAUAUUAAAUUAAAAAUCAAAAAUAUACUUCAAACAUAUUAG
Molecule: messenger RNA, 282 nt
Organism: Rotaria sordida
Lineage: Eukaryota; Metazoa; Rotifera; Eurotatoria; Philodinida; Philodinidae
Source: the annotation of a GenBank genome assembly